This is a messenger RNA of Panonychus citri (citrus red mite), 2906 nucleotides long. Its product is annotated as protein kinase C-binding protein NELL2-like. The record is from RefSeq and is a predicted model, not a curated record. NCBI's taxonomy places the organism in Eukaryota, Metazoa, Arthropoda, Arachnida, Trombidiformes, Tetranychidae. Gene Ontology annotation, molecular function: calcium ion binding; protein binding.
GAGUGAAAAUCUCUCACUUUACUUUUUAUAUUAGCAAUUGAUGUUUGGUAUCAAGUUGAAAGAGAUCAAGUUAAUUUUGUUUGUUUGUUAUCGAAACAAUUGUUUCAUGUUAUCAUAUUAAAAUAUUAUUAAUAUCGCGAAUUUGAUGAUUAGUGGACUUGCAAUGGAUUAUAUUGAGUUUUUAUUCAUUUUUCAUUCACAAUCAACUAAUUGUGUUGAAAGAUAUGAUUUUGUGACACCAACAAGAUGAUUGUUAAUAUUGAUCAUCACCAAUCUCAUCAUCAUCAUCAUCAUUUUCAUAAUUUUCAUCACAAUGAAUGUGAUUAAUUUAUUGCGAUCAUCUCUAUUAUUAUUAGCAAUAAUAAUAUCAUCAUUGAUUAGUGAUGAUAAUUUGGUUAAUUGUGUUGAAAUUGGAAUUGUAAAUCUAAAAGAGUCAAUCAGUGAACUUGAAGAUUAUGUGAAAAAUUUGACUAUCCAAUUGCACCAAACUGAAUUACGAUUAUCUCGAGUAGAAGAUGAUUGUAAAUGUAUCAAUAGUAAUUAUAAGAGUGAGAAUCAAAUUAAACUCCAAUUAGAGGUGGAGAGAGAAAGAGAGAGAGAAGAGAGAAAAGGAGAGAGAAAAGAGAGAAAAGGAGAGAGAGAAGGAGAGAGAGAAAGAGAGAGAGAAAAUUGUUUAUUAUCAAAUGGAUCUAGUGUUGUACAUUCAUCUAAAUGGAUUAGCAAUUGUUCAAAUUGUUUCUGUGAUCAUGGAGUAAUUAAUUGUUCCCCAAUGAAAUGUGAUUCGCCGGUCAAUUGUAAGGCAAGUUCCUUGUAUUUCGCAUCAGCGACUGAUUGUUGUCCAAUUUGUCACAAAAAGUGUCUCAAAGAUGGAAAGUACAUUGAACAUAACGAUGUCUACGUGAAAGACUGUGUCAAGUGCGUUUGUUAUGAAGGGUCACUGCGGUGUAAGAGGUUGAAUCCAUUGAGUUAUUGUCCACGAUUAGAGUGUCCAGUUGAGAAGCAGUUCAAGGCUGAUGGUGAAUGUUGCAAGUAUUGUGUGGACACCGAUUUCUGUGGCAAUGGACACGAUUGUCAUUCUAAUGCGAAUUGUAUCAAUUUAAAGACUGGAUUCACCUGUAAAUGUGCCGAUGGGUAUUGGGGAGACGGACGAUUGUGUUCUGAUAUAAACGAAUGCAAUUCAUUGGGUGGAAUAGGAAAUCUAUGUAGAGAUAAUACUAAAUGUGUCAAUACAAAUGGUUCCUAUUAUUGUCAAUGUUUACCUGGAUUCCGACGACGAGAUUCACUUAAUUGUCUUGAUAUUGAUGAAUGUGCGACAAAUGAACACAAAUGCAAUGAAAAUAGUAAAUGUAUCAACACUCAUGGUAAUUAUUCGUGUUUAUGUUUACAUGGAUUCACUGGCGAUGGUUUUAAUUGUCAACCGAUCUGUAAUAAGAAAUGUGCCAAUGGUGGUAAAUGUAUUGGACCAGAUAAAUGUCUUUGUAAACGAGGAUUUCAUGGGAAAUAUUGUGAAAAAGAUAUCGAUGAAUGUUCAUUGAAUUUACAUGAAUGUCCAUCCAAUUCAAAGUGUAUCAAUAAACCGGGUUGGUAUUAUUGUCAAUGUUUAGAUGGUUAUACAAGUUACAUAGACAAAAGUGAUUCUAAUCAUGAUCAACUGAAAUGCGUUGAUUUAAAUGAAUGUAAUACAAGAGUAGAUACUUGUAAUGAGGAAAGAAUAUGUGUCAAUACUGAAGGUGGAUAUGAAUGUCAAUGUCCAUCUUCAUCUUCAUCAUCUCCAUCAUCUUCUUCCUCAUCACCUUCAUCUUCUUCAUCUUCUUCUCUGGACUCUUCAUGUUCAAGAGAUUGUGUUGUCAAUGGAUUAAGACGAUUACAUGGAUCUAAAUGGGAUUCAGAGUUUGAUUCUUGUUUCCAAUGUUCAUGUUCAUUUGGAGUAACUAAUUGUUCAAAAAGACAAUGUAAUUGUAAUUCAACAACAACAACAAAUGAUUCAAUUUUUCAAUGUUGUCCUGAGUGUAAAAAGUCAAUUGAUUGUGUUGAUCAAUUGGACGAAACAAUUAAAUAUAAAAAUGGACAAACUUGGUUAUCCAAAUGUAAAUCCUGUCAAUGUUUGUUUGGUGAAUCAAAAUGUCGCGAUAUUGAUUGUCCACCAAUAAAAUGCUCAAAUCCAAUUAAAUCUGCUGAUGAUUGUUGCCCUUAUUGUGGUGAUGAUCCUUGUGGUGAUUAUAUUGAUGGUUUAGAUAAUCACAAUUCAUUUGACAAUCUAAUCAAACCUGGAAUCUCAAUUAACUCAAGUCUAUCAUCUGGUUGUAUGUAUCUUGGUAAAUUAUAUGCAAAUGAUCAACAAAUUGUAAUUGGAAAAGAUCCUUGUGCUAAUUGUAAAUGUAAAAAUGGUCGCUUAUGCUGUACAUAUAAUACUAAUUGUUUUACUAAUUCAUCUUCAGUCAAUUUCAAUUCAAUUGACUUGAAUUAAAUAGCAAAGGAUAAGAAAUUAAUUUCUUAAUUACAUCGAUCAUUAUUGUUACUCUUCCCGUUAACAGUUGUCCAACUUAAUUGUUGACAAUUGUUUCCUUGAUUUGUCGCAUCAUCUGGCUGGAAACGAGGCCUAAGUAUCGUGUUAAUUAUUAACAAUCGACUUAUGAUCAUCAAUGAUUAUUUAUUGCUUGAGAAUCAAAAUUCAUUUAUUUGAUUAACAAUCAGAAUCAAAGUGAAUUCUGUUCAACCUCAACUUAAAGAUAAUUAAUAAAAUGUUUCACAAUUCUAAUACUUAAUUGUCACAAUUUACAUUCUCACCACAAACUAAAUUAACAGAAACUCAUCAAUUGUAAAUGUUUUUUUGUAUUUCUAAUCAACUUGUUAUUUUAUUGAUUUAAUAUUUAAUUGUAAUAAUAAUAUAAUAAAAUUCAAAUUGU